AUGGAGCGUAGCCGAGUGACCGGAGAACCAUCGACUCAAACCAGGAUUUUGCUCGCGUCACUAUCUGCGAUGGUCGCAGAGACAGUCACGUUUCCGAUCGAUCUCACAAAGACCAGAAUGCAGCUCCACGGUUCGGGAUCCGCUUCCUCCGCUCACCGAAUCGGCGCCAUCGGAAUCGUCUCUGAGAUCGCGAGGCAGGAAGGAGUGAUUGGUCUCUACAAAGGUCUAUCUCCGGCGAUUAUCAGACACCUGUUCUACACUCCUAUCAGAAUCAUCGGGUACGAGAUUUUGAAAGGACUCAUAAUCAGAUCCGAAUCCAACAACGGCGAGUCUCUUCCUCUCGCCACAAAGGCCCUCUUCGGAGGAAUAUCUGGUGUUAUAGCUUAG
Messenger RNA from Microthlaspi erraticum, 387 nucleotides. Lineage: Eukaryota; Viridiplantae; Streptophyta; Magnoliopsida; Brassicales; Brassicaceae. The record is from the annotation of a GenBank genome assembly.